AUGACAACAUCCCAUAUGAAUGGGCAUGUUACAGAGGAAUCAGACAACGAAGUAAAAAAUGUUGAUCUUACAUCACCAGAGGAACAUCAGAAGCACCGAGAGAUGGCUGUUGAUUGCCCUGAAGAUUUGGGCACCAGGAUGAUGACAGUACGUCGAAGUGCACAGUUGGAACGCAUUCGGCAACAACAGGAAGACAUGAGACGUAGGAGAGAGGAAGAAGGGAAAAAACAAGAACUUGACCUUAAUUCUUCCAUGAGACUAAAGAAACUAGCUCAGAUUCCUCCAAAGACUGGAAUAGAUAACCCUAUAUUUGAUACAGAAGAAGGAAUUGUCCUAGAAAGUCCUCAUUGUGCUGUGAAAAUAUUAGAAGUGGAAGACUUGUUCUCUUCACUUAAACACAUCCAACAUACUUUAGUAGAUUCUCAGAGCCAAGAGGAUAUUUCACUGCUUUUACAACUUGUACAAAUUAAAGAUUUCCAGAAUGCAUUUAAGAUACACAACGCUGUCACAGUACAUAUGAACAAGGCCAGUCCUCCAUUCCCUCUUAUCGCCAGUGCACAAGGUCUUGUACAAGAGGUACAAACUAUUUUGAAGCCAAUCCAUCAGAAGGAAGGGCAAGAAUUAUCUACUUUGCUGAAUGCCCCACAUGUUCAGGCACUUUUACUGGCUCAUGAUAAGGUUGCUGAGCAGGAAAUGCAGCUAGAGCCCAUUACAGAUGAAAGAGUGUAUGAAAGCAUUGGCCAGUAUGGAGCAGAAACUGUAAAAAUAGUUCGUAUUGAAAAGGCUCGUGAUAUUCCAUUGGGUGCUACAGUGCGUAAUGAAAUGGAUUCUGUCAUCAUUAGUCGAAUAGUCAAAGGAGGUGCUGCUGAGAAAAGUGGCCUAUUACAUGAGGGAGAUGAAGUUCUGGAGAUAAAUGGCAUUGAAAUUCGGGGGAAAGAUGUCAAUGAAGUCUUUGACAUAUUGUCUGAUAUGCAUGGAACUUUGACAUUUGUUCUGAUACCCAGUCAACAUAUCAAGCCACCUCCUGCCAAGGAAACAGUUAUCCAUGUAAAAGCUCAUUUUGAUUAUGACCCUUCAGAUGAUCUCUAUGUUCCAUGUCGAGAGUUAGGUCUGUCUUUUCAAAAAGGGGACAUACUUCAUGUGAUCAGUCAAGAAGAUCCAAAUUGGUGGCAGGCCUACAGGGAAGGGGAUGAAGAUAAUCAGCCUCUAGCAGGGCUCGUUCCAGGGAAAAGCUUCCAGCAGCAAAGGGAGGCCAUGAAGCAGACAAUAGAAGAAGAUAAGGAGCCAGAAAAAUCAGGAAAACUGUGGUGUGCAAAGAAGAAUAAAAAGAAGAGGAAAAAGGUUUUAUUUAAUGCCAAUAAGAAUGAUGAUUAUGACAAUGAGGAGAUUUUAACUUACGAGGAAAUGUCGCUUUAUCAUCAACCUGCAAAUAGGAAAAGACCUAUCAUCUUGAUUGGUCCACAGAAUUGUGGCCAGAAUGAAUUGCGUCAGAGGCUCAUGAACAAAGAAAAAGACCGUUUUGCAUCUGCAGUUCCUCAUACAACUAGGAGUAGACGAGAUCAUGAAGUAGCUGGUAGAGAUUACCACUUUGUUCCACGGCAAGCCUUUGAAGCAGACAUAGCUGCUGGAAAGUUCAUUGAACAUGGUGAAUUUGAGAAAAAUUUGUAUGGAACCAGCAUAGAUUCUGUACGGCAAGUGAUCAACUCUGGCAAAAUAUGUCUUUUAAGUCUUCGUACACAGUCACUGAAGACCCUCCGGAAUUCAGACUUGAAACCAUAUAUUAUCUUCAUAGCACCACCAUCACAAGAAAGACUUCGGGCAUUAUUGGCUAAAGAGGGCAAGAAUCUAAAGCCUGAAGAAUUGAGAGAAAUCAUUGAGAAGACUAGAGAGAUGGAGCAGAACAAUGGCCACUACUUUGACACAGCAAUUGUGAAUUCAGAUCUUGAUAAAGCCUAUCAGGAGCUGCUUAGGUUAAUAAACAAACUUGAUACUGAACCUCAGUGGGUGCCAUCCACUUGGCUGAGGUGAAGGAAGUAUCCAUUGUAUGGCA
Chrysochloris asiatica (Cape golden mole) is the source of this 2050-nucleotide messenger RNA. It is a transcript of the gene PALS1, whose product is annotated as membrane protein, palmitoylated 5 (MAGUK p55 subfamily member 5). The record is from RefSeq and is a predicted model, not a curated record. Gene Ontology annotation, molecular function: protein binding. Gene Ontology annotation, biological process: generation of neurons; establishment or maintenance of epithelial cell apical/basal polarity; morphogenesis of an epithelial sheet. The coding region runs from base 1 to 2028 and encodes 675 amino acids. The transcript is spliced from 13 exons. Gene Ontology annotation, cellular component: plasma membrane; adherens junction. Lineage: Eukaryota; Metazoa; Chordata; Mammalia; Afrosoricida; Chrysochloridae.